UAUUGUUUUUAAUCACUUUCGGUUUCAAUCAUUUUUUGUUAACAUGAAAUGCAUUAUGAAAUUUAGAGUUUAGAGCUUUUAAAUGCAAAUUCCAAAGCCAAAAAUAGUGUACAUUCAAUUGCCAUAACAUUGAAAAUAUUCCAUUGUCUGUUAUUUCCACAUUGGGUAAACAUCAAUAGAAAAAUAGGAAAUGACUAUAAAAUUGUAUAUUACUUAGUUUUUAUUUGCUGACUUUAUCAUUUUUCAUUACUUCGUCAACUUCUCUGCUCAGCCAGUAGCAUCCAGACAACCAUCUGACGUUAUCUGUCACGGUCUUCCUCCUCUUCAUCUGAAGAGGAGAGGCGAAGGAUCGGAGGACCAAUGUGUGGAAUGUGUUUAUGAUGAAUAUUUAAUUGAAGAAAGUACUAAACAAAAACAAUAAACAAAUCAUGACCGUGAAGCUAUCAUAAGGACUGUGCUGACACAAGCAACUAACAUAGACAAUCACCCACAAACAAACAGUGAAACCCAGGCUACCUAAGUAUGAUUCUCAAUCAGAGACAACUAAUGACACCUGCCUCUGAUUGAGAGCCAUACUAGGCCGAAACAUACAAAUCCCCAAAUCAUAGAAAAACAGACUGCCCACCCCAACUCACACCCUGACCAUACUAAAUAAAUACAAAAACAAAGGAAAUAAAGGUCAGAACAUGACAUUAUCUCUGCCACUACUCCCCAUACUGUACUGUCUUUAGCCAUCUUAUUUAGCUAGCCUCCCUAAGUGUAAUGUAGAGCUGUCUGACAAAAUCAUUUUACUAGUUCUUCAAAGUAGACAAGGCAUACUUUCAUCAACUGUCUCUAUCCCUCCCUCUUUUGUGCAGUCUGUGUGUGUCUAACCUAAUGUAGCAGGUGAAACAGUGGAUCCGUCUUUGUCCGAGCCUGAAAGAACCGGUGCAAUGGAUUAUGGACUUGGCUGAGGACCACUCUGCGGGGGUCCACCCCCACCUCCCCCUCUUCUUUCUGAACCAUUGUUUCUUCCACUUCCUGUGAACUUCUACGACAGUGACUGAUUGCACGCUGCAUCUGCCAGUCGCCGCAGGUUCAAGACUACAGGGCUCCUUUGGAUCGGAGCCCCACACCAUGACUUGCUGAAGCCGUCUUUGCUGCUACCCAACCCCCUUCUCCUCAUUCAAGAUGGUCCCUCCGAAACGGAUGAGGAGGCGUCUCCUGCUGGCAGCCCUCGCACUCACUUCCUGUCUACUGUCCGCCAUGGCCACGCCCUUCCCCAAGGACCUGGAGCCAAUCAACGUUGUCGGAUGGGAGCACUCCUACCUCUGCCCAGGGUUCCAGGGGCUGGUGUCGGACAAUGACACAGCCAGACUAGGCCUGGACUUCCAGAGGAUGCUGAGGAUCAAUCACAUACUCUACAUUGCUGCCAGGGACCAUGUCUUUGCAGUAAACCUGACCACAGCUGGUGACGACUUCGUCCCCCAGCUGAAGCUCACAUGGAGGUCCAAGGAUGUGGCCAAGUGUACCGUGAGGGGUAGAAACAGUGAUGAGUGCUACAACUAUGUCAAAGUGCUGGUACCGCGGAACGAUGAGACCCUGUUUGCUUGCGGCACCAAUGCCUUCAACCCCACCUGCCGCAACUACAAGAUGACCACCCUGGAGCAGGUUGGCGAAGAGGUGUUGGGUCAGGCGCGCUGUCCCUUCGAGUCGGGCCAAUCCAACCUUGGCCUCUUUGCUGGUGGUGAUUUCUACUCUGCCACCAUGACCGACUUCCUGGCCAGCGACGCUGUCAUCUACCGUAGUCUUGGCGACGACAGCCCCGUCCUGCGGACCGUCAAGUACGACUCCAAGUGGCUCCGAGAGCCCCAUUUCCACCAUGCGAUCGAGUAUGGGAAUUAUGUCUACUUCUUCCUCAGUGAGAUUGCAGUGGAGUACACCACCCUGGGCAAGGUGGUGUUCUCUCGUGUGGCGCGGGUGUGUAAGAACGACAACGGCGGCUCUCCUCGGGUGCUGGAGCGCUACUGGACCUCCUUCCUGAAGGCGCGGCUCAACUGCUCGGUACCCGGCGACUCCUUCUUCUACUUCGACGUGCUGCAGUCACUCACCAACGUGCUGCAGAUCAACCAGCGCCCCGCAGUGGUGGGAGUGUUCACUACGCAAGCUAACAGUAUCCCUGGCUCAGCUGUGUGUGCCUUCUACAUGGACGACAUAGAGAAGGCCUUCAAUGGGAAGUUUAAGGAGCAGAAGACCAGUGACUCAGCCUGGACCCCAGUACCGGAGGAACAGGUGCCUAAGCCCAGGCCUGGUUCCUGUGCCGGUGAUGGCCCGGCCUCGGCCUACAAGUCAUCCAUCAACUUCCCCGACGACACGCUGACCUUCAUCAAGUCUUAUCCGCUGAUGGACGAGGCGGUGCCCUCCGUCAACGACCGGCCCUGCUUCACCCGCACCACCAGCAGGUACAAGCUGACUCAGAUUGCGGUGGACACCUCUGCCGGGCCGUCUAAGGACCGCACUGUAGUCUUUCUGGGCUCUGAGGAUGGCAGGGUCCUGAAGGUGUUGUCCAGCACUCAUCCGAACGCCUCCUUUGGCUCCCAACUCUUGGAGGACAUUGAUGUCUAUAACCCCUCUAAGUGCAACGUUCAAGGGCAGGAGGACAGGAGGAUUCUGGGAAUGGAGCUGGAUAAGGAGCAUCAUGCCUUGUUCGUGGCCUUCACCAGCUGUGUCAUCAGAGUACCACUCAGCCGCUGCACCGAGCACGGCGCCUGCAAAAAGAGUUGUCUGUCGUCCCGCGACCCAUACUGCAUCUGGCUCCGGACUGGGAGCUGUGCCAACAUGGCGCCAGGGUUCAAGGCUGGCUUUGACCAGGACAUCGAGGGAGACCACUCACUGUACCCUGAAAACUGCCAUGCAGAUGUCCUGGCGACCACACGAAACCAGAACUCCGCCGCAGACUCGGCCUACGGUGUCCGAAGGCUCCCUGACAUGGAGAAGUCCAGCCCCAGCGUCCACUAUACCCUCCUGAUCGCCUGCGUUCUGGUGGCCUUCUUCCUCGGCGCCAUCCUCUCCGGCUUCUUGGUGUCAUGCUACUGCAGUCACAACGCCCGCCGUGCCCACCGGCUUGGCAAGGACCCUGAGGCGUCCAUCCACCCUGCCCUUUCGUUGCGCAGCCUGGCCAAGCUAAACGGCCUGCUGGACGGCCAACCCAAAGAGGAGAAGCUGGACGUGUCAACGCCCAAGAUGUACAGCUCCUUCAUUCCCAGUGGGAAGGAGCACACUCCAGAGAGGCACGGGAUGUCCCUGGGAGACCCGGACCUUAACCUCUCCCAAGGGGAGAACCUCUCGGGCCUGCCCACCCCAGACUCCACCCCGGAGCUGCCCAUCAAGAACAUGAAGGCCUUCCGGAACCAGUGGGAGAGGAACCAGAACUGCAACAACGCCAAGGAGUCCAAGGCACCCCCCGGCACUGGCUUCAGCCUGGGUUCGUCAAGGUCCGUCACCCAGCAGGUGUUCCCCUUCUCUCACAGCCUGACCAACGGCCAAGCCCUGGGGCACCUGCCUGAGGAGAGGAAGAUCCCCAACGAUGAGCGUGCGCAGGGGGCUUCGGCCUCCCAAUCCUGCUGCCCGCAGACGGUGGUGGACGUGGCGGCCCUGGACGAGCUCCUCAAGCACAUCUACGAGGUCAGCGCCUCGGGCAGCCGCAGCAUCACUGUGCUGACCUCACCGUGUGCCCCCCUACCGGGUAGCUCCAGUUCCAGCCAUAACCACAGCAGCUUCAGAUCCCAGCCCCAGAUCCCCGAGACGGAGUCAGCCACGUACUACAGCUCCUCCACCCUGCCCAGGGACAGUCUGACCCGCCGCCUGGACAUGCCCCCAGACGCCGCUGCCUCCUCCUCGGCCGGCGCCACCCCACUGCAGCAGCAGUCCAUCCCCGAGCGAAGCGCAGUGACUCGCCACCACUCCCAAAGGCACUUAAUGAUCAAGAUGGGCAACGGAGGAGCCGUCCCGCGCCAACACAACUUCAGACAGGACGGGGGUGGGCUACCGCCCCACCAACUGCUCACCCGGAUGAACUCGUCAGGUGGUGGCGGGGGAGGGGUCGGCUGUGAGGUCCACCAGCCGCUCAUCCCCAGUGCCUGCCUGACACGGCAGCACAGCUACAGUGAACCACCCCACCUUCACCGCGCAGCCAUCGUACGCCGCACGGCCUCCCUCAAGCCCCAAGUGCCCCCCAAGCCCCUCUUCCUGCCUGCCACUUCGCCCGUAAAUGAGCAAGGCAAGUACAACUACUGAGCGCUAAGGAGUCGGACCUAGAGGCUCCGAAACGACAGGCGAUGUAACCGCGGUCCUCUGAGUUAGGGAAAGUGGAGCUGAAAGGGGGCAACUACUGGGACUGACACACCUUUUGGCGAGACGCCCGAGAAUAGCCUCCACACCUGAUGAAUGUCUUUGUACCAUAUUGGUAUUAUUGCAAUGCUCCUUGAGCACAGAAGGGUGAUGGAUUCACAGGAUAUAGAAAAUGUGGUGGUAUUAUUUUUUUUUGGGGGGGGGUGCGGUUCUAUACCCUUCAGUAAGGCCAAAGAAUACAUUAACAGGAGCCCCAGAACUCAAUGUAAAGGACAGAUCGCAAGUCGACCACCGACGCUAUGGAUAAUGCCUGUUCUAGCUUGGACCCAAGCCCUCAACCUAAGAGAGCACCUCACGACACGAACGAACACCCUGCCUGUAAUAUGUGUAUACUGUAUGUGUGUGUGUACAGGCAUAUGCACUGCACGUGAAGAUACACACAUGGCGUCGCCAUGAAGCAGCUACACGAACUGUGGUGAGACUCAACUCCUAGCCGUUUCUAGACCCUCUACGACAUGGAGGCCCCACUCAGUACACACGUUCGGUAUUACAUCCCUCGACGCAUGGGAUUUAGCAAUAACUUACCGUUGUGCAGCUAAGUGUCAACUGGACCCCUUGAGGUAAAAGGGUAGGUACUUUACUUCAUGCAGCAUACCUUGUGAAAUGACUCCUUUGAUAAUGCUUCAAGUGAUUCAUUCUGUGUUAAUGGAAUGAUGCUGCAGAACGAGACAUGAGCGUCAGUAUCGACCCAACAUGCAUCACAGAUUUGCCAUUUAUGUUUGUCACUGGCGGGGGUGGGGGGUUUCAUUGUCAUGAUACCUUAAACAAUGACCGGGGGGCUCUGCUGCACCGUGACAGGUGGCGGCCGCCUCGGGGCCUGAUAAGUUAGGAGAAUCCUUGACCUGGUAGUGCUAUGAUAACUCCAGAGGAAUUGAACUUGCCCCCAAUAUGACUGUCGUUGAAGAAGAGUAUAGGGGCGAAGUGCAUUGCAACCUCAAAAACGAGUUUGUUUCAUUCUUGGUGAGAAUUGGUUCCACGGUGAGGCGUAAUCAUUCAGGCUAUUCAAGUGUCUUAAACCAGGGUCCCGAGAAAUCACUCACAGGCACAUAGCGCCCCCUUAUGGACAAGCCCUUAAUAACUGUAAUAGUCAGUACUUAUGUUUACCAUAUUGCUAUUAACAUUGUGGAUAUUGGUGUAAAUAAAGGCAACUGUGGAAGAAUACUAGCCAAACUUUGAUUUGUAUGUGUUAAUGUGUGCCUUCUUUAAUAGCGUGGUGUGUUUUUAAAAAAAAAGAGUUAAAAAGUAUUUGUCUGCAUUCUCAGCCUGUUAUUACAAAUGAAUAUUCAGUCUUGCCUCCUGCACGGAUUCCAUAGAGGUUCUGUUUUGACUGGCAGUUGAAGUCUACAUUGUAGCUUGACAGAUGUAAAAAAGAACAAAUGGCAUUCCUUGUCUUUUCUUUUGUUUCAUGCUCUUCAAGCUUCUUUAUAUAUACUCUGUACCAGUCGAAAGAUUUGGAAUUUCCCGGUAAAGCUGGUUGACAGAAUGCCAAGAGGGUGCAAAGCUGUCGUCAAGGCUAACGGUGGAUACUUUGAAGAAUCUCAAAUAAAAUAUAUUUUGAUUUGUUUAACAAUUUUGGUUACUACAUGAUUCCAUGUGUUAUUUCAUAGUUUUGAUGUCUUCACUAUUAUUCUACAAUGUAGAAAAUAGUCAAACUAAAGAAAAACCCUUGAAUGAGUAUGUGUCCAAACUUUUGACUGGUACUGUAUAUAUUUUUACGACGGGGGGGGCGGGGCUAGAUGGAUAAGAUUGGAGUAGACCCAAAAGUGUAUCUGCAAUGUUAGGUCUGUUGAUCUGUGUUGUGUUUUUGAAAGUUCUCAAAUGUUUAACAAGGUAUGGACAUUAGGGUGAUGCCCAACUCUGCUUUUAAAAGACUGUCUGUAUUUAAGGGCUCCAUUCAAUCCGUAGAUUCCCCAAUAGAAAUGCAAAGGUCAUUUCCGAUUUGCAUUCGCGCUGUGCAUGUCGGCUCAAUCUCCGCUAAAGCAGGGACAUUGCCUUUUACUUUUCGGUCAUGCUAUAGAAUAGAGCCCCAGGUGUGUGGUGAAAGAAGCCAACUGACGGGGUGGUAAAUGAAAAUGCUGCGAGAGGCACUGAAAGGCUGGAUGGUUGAUGACGGCCUGGUCCAACAAAUAUGCUAUUCAAAUGAAGUUCAGCAUUAUAGGACAUGAAUUAGGUGUGUCUGGAGAUGCAUGAAGCGAUGACUACAGUGAGAAGUGCCCAUAGGGUAGAUAUUUAUUUGCUAUUACUGUGUAAAAAUGUUAACUCCACCCAACCUAUGUUGGUAUUUGUUUCAUGUUGGUACUAUAUCAACAAUGGGCUCAUGAAACAAAAUACCGAAAGAUAGUUUUGGGUUGUAACUUUCCUUAAAUACAGUAAUAGCAUCGUGUGUGUGUGUGUGUGUGUGUGUGUGUGUGUGUGUGUGUGUGUGUGUGUGUGUGUGUGUGUGUGUGUGUGCGCGUGCGUGGAACCAAGACUUUAACAAGCGAGUUGAUUGAGUGUGUGCACAGCACUGGCACCUUCUCUGCUUCAAGUUAAGCAGAAAUACAGAAUGAAUAUCAUAAUUCAAUGCUAAUGUCAAUUGCAAGACACAUAGCGUGGUUUUAGUGUUGUCAUGAAAUGCCUAUCUAUAGCCCCUCUCCUCUGGCCACUUUGACAACAAUCAAAGUUGAGUCGGUUGCUAGAAGAGAUUUUCCAAGUCAGAUGAAUGUGAGCUGGUUCCAUUGGAGGGCUUUCUGCCAUGUAUACCUUUUUCAAUUGCUAUAAAUAUGGCUUCAGAAGAAUGCUCUGACAUGCAUCUAAAAUGUAUUUCAUUUGACAUCUUAUGUAUCAUACCAUUCACUUGAGGUUUUGCUUUUUUGUUGUUGUAAAUAUAGCAAACCAGCGGUCACCUGCAUCUCUGUGGUGAUUUCUUUUCACAGGUGAACUAUGGCCCAGAUGCUCCUGAGUUCUAUUAAAUGCAGCUGUAUGUCCCAAUUUGAAAGAUAUCUAAUAAAAUGCUCUUCAAAUGCA
Messenger RNA from Oncorhynchus keta (chum salmon), 7395 nucleotides. RefSeq names its product semaphorin-6D-like. The record is from RefSeq and is a predicted model, not a curated record. Gene Ontology annotation, molecular function: semaphorin receptor binding; chemorepellent activity. Bases 1171 to 4275 code for a protein of 1034 amino acids. NCBI's taxonomy places the organism in Eukaryota, Metazoa, Chordata, Actinopteri, Salmoniformes, Salmonidae. Gene Ontology annotation, biological process: negative regulation of axon extension involved in axon guidance; positive regulation of cell migration; negative chemotaxis. The transcript has 19 exons.